Delphinapterus leucas (beluga whale) is the source of this 5693-nucleotide messenger RNA. The record is from RefSeq and is a predicted model, not a curated record. NCBI's taxonomy places the organism in Eukaryota, Metazoa, Chordata, Mammalia, Artiodactyla, Monodontidae.
GGCGCCCCACGGCGGGAAGAGAACAGCCCGCCGGGCGCGAUGCGCGCCCCGCCCGCCCAGGCCGUCCCCGGGCUGCCUCUAGCACUUGCGCGCCGCGGCCGGGCCGCGGGCUCUGAGCGCGCCGCCGCACAGGAUUCUGCAUCAGAAGCAUGUAAAAUAGAUUGUUUGGUCUAAAAUAGAAAACAGCGGCAAUGUUUUGCUGAGUUUCCAGACCUUUCCCAACAUGGAACCAAUAACCUUCACAGCAAGGAAACAUCCAUUUCCUAGCGAGGUCUCGGUGGAAUUUAGCCUCCAGCUGGUGGGCUUCUUACCCGUGCAUUCUCUGACCACCAUGCCCAUGCUGCCUUGGGUCGUGGCAGAGGUGCGAAGGCUCAGCGGGCAGUCCUCCACAAAGGAGUCUGGUACCAAGCAAGUCCACCUUUGUGUUUCGCCCUCCGGACUGAGAUGUGAGCCUGAACCAGGGAAAAGCCAACAAUGGGAUCCACUGAUCUGUUCCAGCAUCUUCGAGUGUAAGCCUCAGCGAGUUCACAGACUGAUUCAUAACAGUCACGACCCAAGUUAUUUUGCUUGUCUGAUUAAAGACGAUGCAGCCAGUCAGCAGAGUAUCUGCUAUGUGUUCAAAGCCGACGGUCAAACAAAAGUGCCUGAGAUCAUCAGCUCCAUCCGGCAGGCCGGGAAAAUCGCCCGCCAGGACGAGCUCCGCUGCCCUUCCGAGUUCGAUGACACGUUUGCCAAGAAGUUUGAGGUGCUGUUCUGCGGCCGCGUGGCGGUGGCGCACCGGAAGGCCCCGCCCGCCCUGAUCGAUGAGUGCAUCGAGGGCUUCAGCCACGUGAGUGGCGGCGGCUUCUCCUCGGAUCAGCUCCGGGCUGCGCCGCAGCCGCCGGGGGACCGGGAGCAGGGCCCACGGCCGAUGCGCAAGUCCUUCUCCCAGCCCGGGCUGCGCUCCUUGGCCUUCAGGAAGGAGUUUCAGGAUGCAGGCCUGCGGAGUAGUAGUUUUUUCAGCUCCUUUGAGGAGAACGACAUCGAGAACCACCUGAUUAGUGGACACAGUAUUGUGCAGCCGACGGAUAUUGAGGAAAAUCGAACUAUGCUCUUCACGAUUGGUCAGUCUGAAGUUUACCUCAUCAGUCCUGACACCAAAAAAAUAGCGUUGGAGAAAAAUUUUAAGGAGAUAUCCUUUUGCUCUCAGGGUAUUAGACAUGUGGACCACUUUGGGUUUAUCUGCCGAGAGUCUUCGGGAGGUGGAGGCUUUCAUUUUGUCUGUUACGUGUUUCAGUGCACAAAUGAAGCUCUGGUGGAUGAGAUCAUGAUGACCCUGAAGCAGGCCUUCACAGUGGCCGCGGUGCAGCAGACAGCGAAGGCGACGGCCCAGCUGUGUGAGGGCUGCCCCCUGCAGGGCCUGCACAAGCUCUGUGAGCGGAUUGAGGGAAUGAAUUCUUCCAAAACCAAACUAGAACUCCAGAAGCACCUGACAACAUUAACUAAUCAGGAGCAAGCAACUAUUUUUGAGGAGGUUCAGAAAUUGAGACCAAGAAAUGAGCAGCGAGAGAAUGAAUUGAUUGUUUCUUUCCUGAGAUGUUUAUAUGAAGAGAAACAAAAAGUUCACGUCCAUAUUGGGGAGAUAAAGCAGGCAUCACAGAUUGCAGCAGAGAAUAUUGGAAGUGAAUUACCAUCUAGUGCCACUCGAUUUAGGCUAGAUAUGCUGAAAAACAAAGCGAAGAGAUCUUUAACGGAGUCUUUAGAAAGUAUUUUGUCCCGGGGUAAUAAAGCCAGAGGCCUCCAGGAGCACUCCGCCAGUCUGGAUCUGGACAGCUCCGUGUCUAGCACAUUAGGUAGCACCAGCAAAGAGCCGUCUGUGUGUGAAAAGGAGGCCUUUCCCAUCUCUGAGAGCUCCUUCAGACUCCUGGGCUCCUCGGAUGACCUGUCCAGUGGCUCAGAGAGCCACACCGCAGAAGAGCCAGCCCUGCUGUCACCCCAGCAGGGCUUCAGGAGGCGCGCCAACACUCUGAGUCACGUCCCCGUGGAAUGCCAGCAGCCUCUGCAGCAGGCACAGGGAUCUCCAGGGGUCUCGCAAAGGAAACUUGUGAGGUACCACUCAGUGAGCACAGAGACGCCUCAUGAACGAAAGGACUUUGAGUCCAAAGCCAGCCAUCUUGGUGAUGCCAGCGGGACCCCCGUAAAGACACGGAGACACUCGUGGAGGCAGCAGAUCUUCCUUCGAGUGGCCACCCCACAGAAAGCCUGCGAUUCUCCCGGCAGACACGAAGAUUAUUCAGAGCUGGGAGAGCUUCCCCCACGAUCUCCUCUAGAACCAGUUUGUGAAGAUGGACCCUUUGGCCCUGUCCCAGAGGAAAAGAAAAGGACAUCUCGUGAACUUCGAGAGCUGUGGCAAAAGGCCAUUCUACAACAGAUACUGCUCCUCAGGAUGGAGAAGGAAAAUCAGAAGCUGCAAGCCUCUGAGAAUGAUUUGCUGAACAAGCGCCUAAAGCUUGAUUAUGAAGAAAUCACUCCUUGUCUUAAAGAAGUAACUACAGUGUGGGAAAAGAUGCUUACCACUCCAGGAAGAUCAAAAAUUAAGUUUGACAUGGAAAAAAUGCACUCGGCUGUUGGGCAAGGUGUGCCGCGACAUCACCGGGGCGAAAUCUGGAAAUUCCUAGCAGAGCAAUACCACCUAAAACACCCGUUUCCCAGUAAACAGCAGCCAAAGGACACGCCAUACAAAGAGCUCUUAAAGCAGCUCACCUCCCACCAGCACGCCAUUCUCAUCGACCUCGGGCGAACCUUUCCAACACAUCCAUACUUCUCUGCUCAGCUAGGAGCGGGGCAGCUGUCACUUUACAACAUUUUGAAGGCCUACUCGCUUCUAGACCAGGAAGUAGGCUAUUGCCAAGGUCUCAGCUUUGUAGCAGGCAUUCUGCUGCUUCAUAUGGGCGAAGAAGAGGCAUUCAACAUGCUCAAGUUUCUGAUGUUUGACGUGGGUCUGCGGAAACAGUAUCGGCCAGACAUGAUUAUUUUACAGAUCCAGAUGUACCAGCUCUCGAGGCUGCUCCACGACUACCACCGAGACCUGUACAAUCACCUGGAGGAGCACGAGAUCGGCCCCAGCCUCUACGCCGCGCCCUGGUUCCUCACAGUGUUUGCCUCGCAGUUCCCCCUGGGGUUCGUAGCCAGAGUCUUUGAUAUGAUCUUUCUUCAGGGAUCAGAGGUCAUAUUUAAAGUGGCUUUAAGUCUGUUGGGAAGCCAUAAGCCCUUGAUUCUGCAACAUGAAAACCUAGAAACUAUAGUUGACUUUAUAAAAAGCACGCUACCCAACCUGGGCUUGGUGCAGAUGGAAAAGACCAUCAGUCAGGUGUUUGUGAUGGACAUCUCUAAACAGUUACAAGCUUAUGAAGUUGAGUACCAUGUGCUUCAGGAAGAACUUAUCGAUUCCUCUCCUCUCAGUGACAACCGAAGAAUGGACAGAUUAGAGAAAACCAACAGCAGCUUACGCAAACAGAACCUUGACCUCCUUGAACAACUGCAGGCUGAUGCCAUGUGGGUUUUUUGUGAUGAAGAGGGGAAGUAAUUUUGCGCUGCUCCUGUGAUACUGUACCCCUUUUGUGAAGAGAGGGAGUUGUGAAAAGCUGCUCAGACAUCUCCGUCCUCAAGAAACGCAUCAAGAGGUGAUUGGUAACAACAGAUGUCCUCCUUGGAAUGAUCUUUCUCUUGACCACGUGGCUCUGUGCUUCUGGACGUAUCAUUGAAGACUAGAGCUUAUGCCGGUUCCAGCUGUGCUGGGUGCCAGAGGCCACCAAAAUUUGUAAGACACUGCUGCUCUCAAAGAGUUGGGCUAGGGAUUGUGGUGUGUCCGUUUGUGGGUGCCUGCAUAUAGUUUUCUCAUUACCCUCUGAGUCAUGUGGAAUUACUUUCAGCCAGACCACAUAAGUUCUGUGAGACUCACACCUCUUUUCCCUUUUUUCUUUUUUUUAAAAAUAGUUUUCAGAGUCCAGGGAUAGCUGUUCAAUGCAAUACUUAAUUUUCCAACAUAAAUCUUUGCUUUUUUGCCCAAGUAUCAAAAUUGACCUGCUUCCUGGCUUUGUUCCAUUCAUACAGUUGUUGGACCAUACCAAAACCCCAUCUCUUUUCUUGUUAAACACUUAAGAAUGUCAUCUAGCCGCUGGAGACUAAACUGUCUUAGCUCUUCUGUCCAGCAGCGUACUUACGACGAUUGCUUAGACAUGUCUGAUGUUGCCAAAUGCUAAGGGACGUGCAUUUUUUGGAAUAAUCCGCUACCAGUCAUUGAGUGCCCGUGAGCCGGGUGCUUUGGGAGGCCAGACCCACAUGCAGGGUGAGGUGUGUUUUCUUCUGUGAGACAGCUUCAGUCUCACCGAGGAGGAGACCUGAUGUUCGUGCUGGCCAGUAAAUGACCAUGCACAUCAGCUCACUGCUAAGCUGAGAGGUGCCCCUGGGAGUGCUGUGGCCUUCAGAAGGAGUGGUCCCUGGAGGGGAUGAGGUGGGACCCGUCCCAGGCCUUGACCGUGGGGAGGAGUGUGAGGGUCGGAGAGGACUGCUUGGACAUACCCACUCAGCGUGACCGCCCCCUGCCUGGUAAGCCGGCAAACUUAGGAUCUCAGUCCUUUCUUCUUUCUGUUUAGAGUGUUCCAGUGUCACAGCCAGACCUAGGCUUUGAGUCAUAGAAUUGUCUGUCUAGCACAAGUGUUGUCUUGUUCAAGAAGCUGCUUCCCUUGUUUUGAAAACGAGAGAAAAAAUAUGUACUGUUGUUCCCACCUAAAAUCUACGGGGACACGUAGACGGCCGGUCAGAUGAGCGAGCCACUGCAGUGCCUUACUGACCCCGGGCCCGAGCACUCGAGAAUGCAGCGGAGAGCUGGAAUUGGCCAGGAGGCCCGGGGACAGCAACGUAGGAGGCUGCUUUUCUCCGGAAACUCCUCCGCUUCACUGGGGCCAACUCACUGGUUGCCUGGGAAGCCAGCCCGAGGGGACUAGAGAGAAGAGGAGGGUCCGUUGCAAGAGAGAAGCACCUGGAAGGUCGGCCUGACACUGAUUGUGUGCUGAGGAUGCGGACGGGUGGGAGUGGGGACACUGCUGGCGUCUGUGGCCAGUGAGGCCAUGCACGUGACCCUCUUAGCAGAGCUCGGCCACCCUGAGCGCUCCACACACGUUCCCGGGGAAAUGCCCGUCCUUGUUACUGUUAAAGGUUCAGAGUAGAGAGCUGUUACUACGUGGGCCUUCACAUAGAAACCAUUUUGAUGGUCUGUCUGAAAUCAGUUUGUACCUGUAAAUACACGUAUUUGUCAAAGUGGGCCAGACUGUGCUGCAGUAACAACGCUCCAGACCCCAGGGCUCAGCACCGCAGACCCUCCACCGUGUCUCCACGAAGCAUUCUCAGGCCGUUUCACAGCUGUCCUCCUGUAGCGGGUGACUCGGGAAUCGGGCUCCCUCUGCACUGGGAAGCCGCCAUCUCCACAGGCGGCUUCCAGAGUAGCCACGACAGGGGAAGAGGGUGCUGGAGGAUCUCGGGGCGGCCCAGCCCACCUGCGAGGAGUCUUCCACUGUGGCCAGAACUGAGAGUAAACGUGGAGAGAUGUGUCUCUGCCAGAACAGGGCUCCAGAGUGCCUUCGAGAAUGGACAGUGGAGUGCAGAGUGGAUCUCCCAUGUUCUCCCCGGGCAGUUCCAUUCUCAUUUCUUUUAUU